GCGCACCACUCUGCAGCCGCCCCGCGCCAUGAGGCCGCGGACCAAAGCCCGCAGCCCGGGGCGCGCCCUGCGGAACCCCUGGAGAGGCUUCCUGCCGCUCACCCUGGCUCUGUUCGUGGGCGCGGGUCAUGCCCAAAGGGACCCCGUAGGGAGAAACGAGCCGUCUGGCGGAGACGCGAAUCGACUCCGGCGCCCUGGGGGCAGCUACCCGGCAGCGGCUGCAGCCAAGGUGUACAGUCUAUUCCGGGAGCAGGACGCGCCUGUCGCGGGCUUGCAGCCCGUGGAGCGGGCCCAGCCGGGCUGGGGGAGCCCCAGGAGGCCCACCGAGGCGGAGGCCAGGAGGCCGUCCCGCGCGCAGCAGUCGCGGCGUGUCCAGCCACCUGCGCAGACCCGGAGAAGCACUCCCCUGGGCCAGCAGCAACCAGCACCCCGGGCCCGGGCCGCGCCGGCUCUCCCACGCCUGGAGACCCCACAGCGGUCUGGGGCUGCGCCCCCAACCCCGCCACGAGGGCGGCUCACGGGGAGGAACGUCUGCGGGGGACAGUGCUGCCCAGGAUGGACAACAGCAAACAGUACCAACCACUGUAUCAAACCCGUUUGCCAGCCGCCGUGCCAGAACCGGGGCUCCUGCAGCCGCCCUCAGCUCUGUGUCUGCCGCUCUGGUUUCCGUGGAGCCCGCUGUGAGGAGGUCAUUCCUGACGAGGAAUUUGACCCCCAGAACUCCAGGCUGGCACCUCGACGCUGGGCCGAGCGUUCACCCAACCUGCGCAGGAGCAGUGCAGCUGGAGAGGGCACCUUGGCCAGAGCACAGCUGCCAGCACCACAGUCGCCGCCCGCACCACAGUUGCCGCCGGCACCACAGUCGCCACCAGACGAGACCCUGAGUGGCCUCAGCCAGACCCACCCUUCCCAGCAGCAUGUGGGGUUGUCCCGCACCGUCCGACUUCACCCGACUGCCACGGCCAGUAGCCAGCUUUCUUCCAACGCCCUGCCCCCGGGACCAGGCCUUGAGCAGAGAGAUGGCACCCAACAAGCGGUACCUCUGGAGCACCCCUCAUCCCCCUGGGGGCUGAACCUCACGGAGAAAAUCAAGAAGAUCAAGAUCAUCUUCACUCCCACCAUCUGCAAGCAGACCUGUGCCCGUGGACACUGUGCCAACAACUGUGAGAGGGGCGACACCACCACCCUGUACAGCCAGGGCGGCCAUGGGCACGACCCCAAGUCUGGCUUCCGCAUCUAUUUCUGCCAGAUCCCCUGCCUGAACGGAGGCCGCUGCAUCGGCAGGGACGAGUGCUGGUGCCCCGCCAACUCCACCGGGAAGUUCUGCCACCUGCCUAUCCCGCAGCCAGACAGGGAGCCUCCAGGGAGGGGGUCCCGCCCCAGGGCCCUGCUGGAAGCCCCUCUGAAGCAGUCCACUUUCACACUGCCGCUCUCCAACCAGCUGGCCUCCGUGAACCCCUCCCUGGUGAAGGUGCACAUUCACCACCCGCCCGAGGCCUCAGUGCAGAUCCACCAGGUGGCCCAGGUGCGGGGCGGAGUGGAGGAGGCCCUAGUGGAGAAUAGCGUGGAGACCAGACCCCCGCCCUGGCGGCCUGCCAGCCCUGGACACAGCCUCUGGGACAGCAACAACAUCCCUGCUCGGUCUGGAGAGCCCCCUCGGCCACUGCCCCCAGCAGCACCCAGGCCUCGAGGACUGCUGGGCCGGUGUUACCUGAACACUGUGAACGGACAGUGUGCCAACCCUCUGCUGGAGCUGACUACCCAGGAGGACUGCUGUGGCAGUGUGGGAGCCUUCUGGGGGGUGACUUUGUGUGCCCCAUGCCCACCCAGACCAGCUUCCCCGGUGAUUGAGAAUGGCCAGCUGGAGUGUCCUCAGGGGUACAAGAAACUGAACCUCACUCAUUGCCAAGAUAUCAAUGAGUGCUUGACCCUGGGCCUGUGCAAGGACGCGGAGUGUGUGAACACCAGGGGCAGCUACCUGUGCACAUGCAGACCUGGCCUCAUGCUGGAUCCAUCGCGGAGCCGCUGUGUGUCGGACAAGGCAAUCUCCAUGCUGCAGGGACUGUGCUACCGGUCGCUGGGGCCUGGCACCUGCACCCUGCCUUUGGCCCAGCAGAUCACCAAGCAGAUAUGCUGCUGCAGCCGCGUGGGCAAAGCAUGGGGCAGCGAGUGUGAGAAAUGCCCUCUGCCUGGCACAGAGGCCUUCAGAGAGAUCUGCCCUGCCGGCCACGGCUACACCUAUGUGAGCUCUGACAUCCGCCUGUCCAUGAGGAAAGCCGAGGAGGAGGAACUGGCAAGGCCCCCAAGGGAGCAAGGGCAGAGGAGCAGCGGGGCACUGCCCAGGCCAGCAGAGAGGCAGCCACUCCGGGUUGUCACGGACACCUGGCUCAAGGCUGGGACCAUCUCUGACAAGGGUGACUCUCAGGCUGGCCAGGUCACAACCAGUGUCACCCAUGCACCUGCCUGGGUCACAGGGAAUGCCACAACCCCACCAAUGCCUGAACAGGGGAUUCCAGAGAUACAGGAAGAACAAGUGACCCCCUCCACCAAUGUGCUGGUGACCCUGAGCACCCCAGGCAUUGACAGAUGUGCUGCUGGAGCCACCAACGUCUGUGGCCCUGGAACCUGCGUGAACCUCCCAGAUGGAUACAGAUGUGUCUGCAGCCCCGGCUAUCAGCUGCACCCCAGCCAGGCCUACUGCACAGAUGACAACGAGUGUCUGAGGGACCCCUGCAAGGGAAAAGGGCGCUGCAUCAACCGCGUGGGGUCCUACUCCUGCUUCUGCUACCCUGGCUACACGCUGGCCACCUCGGGGGCGACACAGGAGUGUCAAGAUAUCAAUGAGUGUGAGCAGCCAGGGGUGUGCAGCGGGGGGCAGUGCACCAACACCGAGGGCUCAUACCACUGCGAGUGUGAUCAGGGCUACAUCAUGGUCAGGAAAGGACACUGCCAAGAUAUCAACGAAUGCCGUCACCCCGGUACCUGCCCUGAUGGGAGAUGCGUCAAUUCCCCCGGCUCCUACACUUGUCUGGCCUGUGAGGAGGGCUACCGGGGCCAGAGUGGGAGCUGUGUAGACGUGAAUGAGUGUCUGACCCCCGGGGUCUGUGCCCAUGGAAAGUGCACCAACCUAGAAGGCUCCUUCAGAUGCUCUUGUGAGCAGGGCUAUGAGGUCACCUCAGAUGAGAAGGGCUGCCAAGAUGUGGAUGAGUGUGCCAGCCGGUCCUCAUGCCCCACAGGCCUCUGCCUCAACACGGAGGGCUCCUUUGCCUGCUCUGCCUGUGAGAGCGGGUACUGGGUGAAUGAAGACGGCACUGCCUGUGAAGACCUAGAUGAGUGUGCCUUCCCGGGAGUCUGCCCCUCGGGAGUCUGCACCAACACGGCUGGCUCCUUCUCCUGCAAGGACUGCGAUGGGGGCUACCGGCCCAGCCCCCUGGGUGACUCCUGUGAAGAUGUGGAUGAAUGUGAAGACCCCCAGAGCAGCUGCCUGGGAGGCGAGUGCAAGAACACAGUGGGCUCCUACCAGUGCCUCUGUCCCCAGGGCUUCCAGCUGGCCAAUGGCACUGUGUGUGAGGAUGUGAAUGAGUGCAUGGGGGAGGAGCACUGCGCACCCCACGGCGAGUGCCUCAACAGCCACGGGUCUUUCUUCUGUCUGUGCGCACCUGGCUUCGUCAGCACAGAGGGGGGCACCAGCUGCCAGGAUGUGGACGAGUGUGCCACCACAGACCCGUGUCUGGGAGGGCACUGUGUCAACACCGAGGGCUCCUUCAACUGUCUGUGUGAGACUGGCUUCCAGCCCUCCCCAGAGAGUGGAGAGUGUGUGGAUAUCGACGAGUGUGAGGACUACGGAGACCCGGUGUGUGGCACCUGGAAGUGUGAAAACAGCCCUGGCUCCUACCACUGUGUUCUGGGCUGCCAGCCUGGCUUCCACAUGGCCCCGAACGGAGACUGCAUUGACAUAGACGAGUGCACCAACGACACCAUGUGUGGCAGCCACGGCUUCUGUGACAACACUGAUGGCUCCUUCCGCUGCCUCUGUGACCAGGGCUUUGAGAUCUCUCCCUCAGGCUGGGACUGUGUGGAUGUGAAUGAGUGUGAGCUUAUGCUGGCGGUGUGUGGGGCCGCACUCUGUGAGAACGUGGAGGGCUCCUUCCUGUGCCUCUGCGCCAGUGACCUGGAGGAGUACGAUGCCCAGGAGGGGCACUGCCGCCCGCGGGGGGCUGGAGGUCAGAGUAUCUCUGAGGCCCCAACGGGGGACCAUGCCCCGGCCCCCACCCGCAUGGACUGCUACUCUGGGCAGAAUGGCCACGCGCCCUGCUCCAGUGUCCUGGGCUGGAACACCACACAGGCCGAAUGCUGCUGCACCCAGGGCGCUAGCUGGGGAGAUGCCUGUGACCUCUGCCCGUCUGAGGACUCAGCUGAAUUCAGCGAGAUCUGCCCUAGUGGAAAAGGCUACAUUCCUGUGGAAGGAGCCUGGACGUUUGGACAGACCAUGUACACAGAUGCGGAUGAGUGUGUGAUAUUUGGGCCUGGUCUCUGCCCGAACGGCCGGUGCCUCAACACCAUGCCUGGCUAUGUCUGCCUGUGCAAUCCUGGCUUCCACUAUGAUGCUUCCCACAAGAAGUGUGAGGAUCACGAUGAGUGCCAGGACCUGGCCUGUGAGAAUGGCGAGUGCGUCAACACGGAGGGCUCCUUCCACUGCUUCUGCAGCCCCCCGCUCACCCUGGACUUCAGCCAGCAGCGCUGCAUGAACAGCACCAGCAGCAUGGAGGACCUCCCUGACCACGACAUCCACAUGGACGUCUGCUGGAAAAAAGUCACCAAUGAUGUAUGCAGCGAACCCCUGCGUGGUCACCGCACCACCUACACGGAAUGCUGCUGCCAGGACGGCGAGGCCUGGAGCCAGCAGUGUGCUCUGUGUCCCCCCAGGAGCUCUGAGGUCUAUGCUCAGCUGUGCAAUGUGGCUCGCAUCGAGGCAGAGCGGGAGGCCGGGGUCCACUUCCGGCCAGGCUAUGAGUAUGGCCCCGGACCCGAUGACUUGCACUACAGCAUCUAUGGCCCAGAUGGGGCCCCCUUCUACAACUACCUGGGCCCCGAGGACACCGUCCCUGAGCCUGCCUUCCCCAACACAGCCGGCCACCCAGGGGACCGCACACCCAUCCUUGAGUCUCCUUUGCAGCCCUCAGAACUCCAGCCCCACUACGUGGCCAGCUAUCCAGAGUCCCCAGCAGGCUUCGAAGGGCUUCAGGCGGAGGAGUGUGGCAUCCUGAACGGCUGUGAGAACGGCCGCUGUGUGCGUGUGCGGGAGGGCUACACCUGCGACUGUUUUGAGGGCUUCCAGCUGGAUGCGGCCCACAUGGCCUGUGUAGAUGUGAAUGAGUGUGAUGACUUGAAUGGGCCUGCUGUGCUCUGUGUCCACGGUUACUGCGAGAACACAGAGGGCUCCUACCGCUGCCACUGCUCCCCAGGAUAUGUGGCCGAGGCAGGCCCCCCCCACUGCACUGCCAAGGAGUAGCAGUCAGGGGUCAGUGUGGCAACUACCUGGAAAUGGCCUCCAGUCACAGGCAGGGGCCUUGAGGAUGAUUUCCUAGCUGGGAAAACACCGCGAUAUCAGGCCAGAGGUUCCCAAUCAGCCUUGCCUGCUUUCAUCUCUCCCAGCUUAGCCUCUGGCUGUAAGCUUCGGUCACUGCCUCCGUGCCCUUGCUUGACUCAAGCACCACCAAUCGCUUUAAUGCUUCAGCCACCACAUGAGGCCCUGUCCACCACCUUUCCUGGCCUUGCUAUGGGAUGCUUACCAAAGGAUGGCCCUCAUCCACCCUCCCAAGCUGUGCAAACAUGCAAGGCUCCGUGGCCUCACACUGCAGACACCCCUUUCCAGCCAUAAUCCACCAUCAUCCUGAUGAUCCCACAACUGGGACAGAGGCUACAUCUGCCCUAGGGAAGUCCUUCAGAAUCUGUGGAGCAAGAAAGGAUUUGGGGAAGCUUGGGGACUGACUCCAGCGCCCCCUCCUAAGAACCAUCACCACCACUCAGCCAAUCUGUUCUGGCCCUGAUUUUGCCACACCUCCAUCCUGUAGCCCAUUCUCUGACCCCAAGGAGUGGCAGAAGAUCCCUUCACUCAGAGAAGCAAGACUGAUAUUAGCUUGUCGAGUGUAAGAGACACAAAUGAAGAAAAACAAAGAGCCUGGGAAAGCAGCAAGAGGACAUGAUGAAAAAUAUGUGGAGUUGAUGAGAAAGGGGAGCCAAGGCUUUAUAUGUCUAAAGAAAAUAUUCAGUAGCUGUAAACAUUCCAAAUCCACCCAGCGAUAGCCCGUGGGCACCAGCAGCAACGGCUGCCACGGGAUAGAGUACCCCUCUACAAAGACCUCUAUUACAUAAACACUGUUUCUUACAGGAAACAAACCUCUUCUGGGCUCUCCUUUUGUGAAAACCAGUUUGAUGUGCUAAAAGUAAAAAGUUUUAUUUUCCAGUGUGGUCUUGUUCAGAAGAAGCCAGAUUUCCAGUGUUGUUUUUCCCCUCUACUCUGAAGCCCCUGCCCUUUCCCUUCAGAAAACGAUGGCAGGCAUUCUUCUGAGUUUACAAGCAGAGACUCACUCCAACCCAAACUAGCUGGGAGUUCAGAACCAUGGUGGAAUAAAGAAAUGUACAUCUGGUC
This is a messenger RNA of Symphalangus syndactylus (siamang), 6652 nucleotides long. RefSeq names its product latent transforming growth factor beta binding protein 2 (gene LTBP2). NCBI's taxonomy places the organism in Eukaryota, Metazoa, Chordata, Mammalia, Primates, Hylobatidae. Gene Ontology annotation, molecular function: calcium ion binding. The record is from RefSeq and is a predicted model, not a curated record.